Molecule: messenger RNA, 516 nt
Organism: Drosophila subobscura
Lineage: Eukaryota; Metazoa; Arthropoda; Insecta; Diptera; Drosophilidae
Product: SUMO-conjugating enzyme UBC9-B-like
Exons: 1
Coding region: 22-501 (159 amino acids)
Biological process (GO): protein sumoylation
Cellular component (GO): nucleus
Molecular function (GO): SUMO conjugating enzyme activity
Source: RefSeq, a predicted model, not a curated record
AGCAAAUCAUAACUGUAAAAGAUGUCUGGCAUUGCACAAUUUCGUUUGUGUGCGGAGCGCAAGGCCUGGCGCAAGGAACAUCCAUUUGGCUUUGUUGCCCGUCCCGCCAAGAAUCCCAAUGGCACCCUCAACCUGAUGAUUUGGGAGUGCGCCAUUCCCGGCAAGAAGUCCACCCCAUGGGAGGGUGGCCUCUACAAGCUACGCAUGAUUUUCAAGCCCGAUUAUCCGAGCUCGCCGCCGAAAUGCGUAUUCGAUCCGCCGCUCUUCCAUCCAAAUGUGUACCCGUCGGGUACUGUCUGCCUGUCGCUGCUGGACGAGGAGAAGGACUGGCGUCCGGCCAUCACCAUUAAGCUAAUUCUGUUGGGCAUUCAAGAGCUGCUGAAUGAGCCGAACAUUCAGGACCCAGCGCAGGAAGAGGCGUAUGGCAUACUGUUGAAUAACCGCUUGGAGUACGACAAGCGCGUGCGUGCCCAGGCGAGAGCCAUGGCCAGUGACAAAUAAGAAUAAAUAUUCCAC